AGUAUCAUCGAGUUCAUAGGAGCAAAAUAUGCUUUGGUAGGUUCUUCCUCCUAAAAAUCUAAAAUGGACCCUAGCCUCAACAAAACAUGUAUAAUUUCUUAAAAUCUUUGUCACCAUAAUACUCAUUUCCAACCUUCCAUGUUCUUCCCUAGCUUUUCAGCUUCAUAAUUGAGCAAUUUCUUGCUUGAUUAGCUCAAAUCCAAGAUAAAUUGAAUUGACGAGCUCAAAAUUGAAUGGGGUCUAUAACUUCUCCUGACGAAAACUUACCUUUGGUUGACCCAAAUGCGCCGGAAAACCACCCAAAAAGUCAUUCAAAAGAUGUUCAUAUAUUGAGCUUAGGUUUCUUGCUCGUGUUUUCAGCUUAUGGCGCUGUGCAAAAUCUCGAGAGUACGGUCAACGAUGAAGGUGAUCUGGGGACUAUAUCGUUGGGAAUUUUGUAUGUAUCAUUCAUGAUAUUUUCAUUGUUUGCGUCUUUCUUUGUUCGAAAAUUGGGCUCAAAGAAGGCUUUGCUCCUGGGAACUACAGGGUACUGGUUGUUUACUGCUGCAAAUUUGAAGCCGAACUGGUACACAAUGGUCCCUGCUUCUAUUUACAUGGGAUUUUGUGCUUCAAUAAUAUGGGUUGGACAGGGAACAUAUUUGACAUCCGCUGCUCGCAGUCAUGCCAGAGAUUGCAAUUUACACGAAGGAACUGUAAUUGGUAACUUCAAUGGAGAGUUUUGGGGAAUAUAUGCUACUCAUCAGGUUAUUGGAAAUCUUUUAGCACUCUUUCUCUUGAAAGAUGGUGAGGAGGGAAAUACCAGUGGUGCUACUAUGUUGUUCUUUGUUUUCCUUUGCAUUUUGACCUUUGGUUGCAUCUUAAUGUGCUUUUUGAGUAGAAGAGAUGUCUCACUUGAACAACCGAAUGAGUCUUCCAUCAGUUGCUUCUCUUUUGUGGCCUUUGUGGCAAAAUCAGUUGUGACACCUUUGUUUGAUACUCGCAUUCUGUUAAUUAUUCCGCUUUUUGCUUACUCUGGAUUACAACAAGCAUUUGUCUGGGCUGAGUUCACCAAGAAAAUUGUAAAGCCAGCUCUUGGAGAGUCCGGUAUUGGUGGUUCAAUGGCAGUAUAUGGGGCUGCAGAUGCUAUUUGUUCCCUGGUGGCUGGUCGAAUGACUUCUAGUGUUUCAUCUGUUACUUGGAUAACUUUGGGUGGAUCUUCAGCUCAUGCAAUUAUACUUCUUUGGAUUUUGCUUAAAUACAGCACGACUAGUGGAGUCCUUGGGAUGGUGUACCCACUCAUAAUGGCCGCUGCACUGGGCAUUGGUGAUGGAGUAAUGAUGACACAAAUCAAUGCUUUAUUGGGAAUGCUUUUCAAACAUGACAUGGAGGGAGCAUUUGCACAGUUGAAGGUUUGGCAGAGCUUUUCGAUUGCAGUCGUUUUCUUCCUGACUCCUUACAUUUCUUUGCAUGUCAUGGCUGGGGUUAUGCUUAUUGCACUCUGCAUUGCUUUGGCUUCGUUUUUUAUCCUCACUCUCAAACUGGAAAAAGGCUUUUCUCCUCGUUGAGCAACCUGAGCUUUGAAGUUUGUCUAGGAUUCGCUGCUGCAAAUGUAUAUUCUAAGUCUGCUAUGUAAUGUAUAUUUCCUUGUCCUAAGAGUAUUGUUCGCAUUCUGUAUCUUCUCAUGUUCAGAAACCCAUGCUUGAAAUUUUUGCUUGGAUUUUCUUUUGCAAAUGUAUUUCUUUUUUCUUGAAUAAUGUAUAUGCUUACUCAUUCUUAGAUCUAUUACUCAAAUCUGUAUUCUAUUUUGAUUUUUGGUCAAUACAUGUAAAUAUAGUAGAAAUAAUACAUACUUGGUUUGGUUCGAUUUUA
This is a messenger RNA of Beta vulgaris subsp. vulgaris (sugar beet), 1848 nucleotides long. RefSeq names its product UNC93-like protein 3. The transcript is spliced from 10 exons. The coding region runs from base 234 to 1544 and encodes 436 amino acids. Lineage: Eukaryota; Viridiplantae; Streptophyta; Magnoliopsida; Caryophyllales; Amaranthaceae. The record is from RefSeq and is a predicted model, not a curated record. Gene Ontology annotation, biological process: potassium ion homeostasis.